GUGACGUCACGGAGCAGGGGGUUCCAGGCUGUGUUGGUCAGGCGGCUGGGGAUGUGGAUGCUGCCGCGUUCCCCGCACUGGAGGAGCGGGAGGAUGUCAGUCCGACAGGUCGGGAUGUGCAGCUCAGCGCAGUGAUUACAGAGCCCCGGGAAUGGCUGAAUCUCCAGCGGCUCCACGGACGCCGAGCCCAGGCAGUGGCAGCAGCUCGGCAGCGGGGUCUGGGACCAAUGCGGCAGGAAACCGGGAGGACCGGGAGUCUCUGCCGCUGGAGGAGAUAUUGGCUUUAUAUAACCAGCCCAUCAAUGAGGAGCAGGCGUGGGCAGUGUGCUACCAGUGCUGCGCCGCUCUGCGGGCGGGGAGCGCCAAGCGGCCGAGGAUAAAGGGAGCCUCGGAGAUCCGCAUCCGCAAGGAUGGAGCGCUCAGCGUCAGCCCCGGGCCAGAUGACUCAAGUGAUGCAAGAUGUACAGAGACAGAGGUUAUUGUAUCACUUGGAAUUAUUAUUUACAAAGCACUUGACUAUGGCUUGAAAGACAAUGAGGAGAGGGAGCUUAGUCCUCCUCUGGAACAGCUCAUAGAUAACAUGACUAAUGUGGAUGAAACUGAUGGCAGCAAUGAUGAAGGAUAUGAUGCUUUUGAUGAAGAGGAUGAUGACAAUAUUGAGACCCCAUCAUUUCGACAUUCAUACAAGAACGUCAUGAAGCUGUGUGCAUCCCAUCUGCCAACUCCAGCCGAAGCCCCCAAUCACUACCAGGCAGUAUGUCGGGCGCUGUAUGCAGAAACCAUGGAGCUGCAUAUGUUCCUGUCAAAAAUAAAGAGUGCAAAAGAGAGUUUAAAGAAGAUUCAAGAGAUGGGACAUAAUUCAUCUGACAGAUCCAGCACUGACCUUGAUGAUUUGAAAAAUUCAGAUUGGGCCAGAUUUUGGGUCCAGGUAAUGCGUGAUCUACGAAAUGGAGUCAAGCUAAAGAAAGUACAAGAGCGUCAGUACAAUAUGUUGCCUAUCGAGUACCAGCUGACUCCGUAUGAAAUGCUGAUGGAUGACAUCCGAUCUAAACGUUACACCUUAAGGAAGGUGAUGAUUCAGGGUGACAUCCCUCCACGAUUAAAGAAGAGUGCUCAUGAAAUAAUCCUGGAUUUUAUACGGUCCAGACCCCCGUUAAAUCCUGUUUCUGCACGGAAGUUGAAACCUACCCCACCUCGCCCACGAAGUCUGCAUGAACGGAUUCUGGAGGAGAUUAAAUCUGAAAGGAAGCUUCGCCCUGUGUCUCCUGAUGAAAUUAGGCAUAGCCGGUUUGUAAUGCGGCCCCUUAGCAUGUCUUACAGUUUUGACUUGUCAGAUGUUUCAUCUCCGGACAUUUCAAGGAAGCAGAUGAACCGCACAGUGUUAAAUGGAAAUGUAGUUGAGCAGUCCAGAGUGAAUGGAAGACCCAUGCACAUGUCAGUUCAACGGAAGAGGCUGUUAAAAGCCCCAACCCUUGCUGAGUUGGACAGCUCAGAGUCCGAGGAGGAUACAGUACACAAGUCCUCAAGCAGCAGUAGCGUGUCCACUUUCCAGCCUGAAGAUUUGUCUCCAGCAACUGCUUCUGGGAGGAAAACACCUCCAAGGUUCUUGCCUAUCUCCUCUACACCUCAGCCCGAGAGACGGCAGACUCCACAGAGGCGUCACUCAAUAGAAAAAGAGACUCCUACCAAUGUGCGGAGUUUUCUUCCUCCAUCUCGACAAAGCUCUAGAUCUUUGGAGGAGUUCUGUUAUCCUGUAGAGUGUCUGGCUCUUACUGUUGAGGAAGUAAUGCACAUACGUCAAGUCUUGGUGAAGGCUGAGCUGGAGAAGUAUCAGCAAUAUAAAGACGUCUACACCGCCCUAAAGAAAGGAAAGCUUUGUUUGUGCUGUCGAACAAAAAGGUUUUCCCUAUUUACGUGGUCUUAUACUUGUCAAUUCUGUAAAAGGCCUGUUUGUUCUCAGUGUUGCAAAAAGAUGAGAUUACCUUCCAAGCCAUAUGCUACGCUCCCUAUCUUCUCUCUGGGACCGUCUGCCUUGCAGAGAGGGGACAGCUUCCUUAGGCCUGAAAAGCCUUCCACCAGUCAUCCCCGUCCCCUGCGUUCUUUACCUAAGUUGGCCUCCAAGUCAAAAUCUACAGACAAAUCUGAUGAUGAGCUUCAGUUUCCUAAAGAGCUCAUGGAGGACUGGAGCACCAUGGAAGUGUGCGUGGACUGCAAAAAGUUUAUCUCGGAUAUCAUUAGCUCCAGUCGCCGCAGCUUGACGCUUGCUAACAAGAGGGCCCGCUUAAAACGGAAGACGCAGUCCUUUUACUUGUCAUCUACUUCUGGAACUGCUGAAUUCCGCCCCACAGAGAGAACAAUAAAUGAGAUCUGAGACUCGUGCCUUUUAAACAGAUUUUAUUUUCAUUUGCUUUUUCCUUCCUAUUUCUUUUAAUGGCUUGUAUAAGCUUGAAUUCUGCAGAAUAGCACACGACCCUUCUGCGUCAACACAACUGAUGCAGCCUUUUUUUUUGCACUGGAUAAAAGCAACAAUUGCCUUUAUGAAUUUGUCCAUUUGUGAUUAAACAUUAUUGCAUGGACUCUGCUGGAGAUCAGAAUGUUCUACCUGAAAGAGGACCAUGAGGGUAAAGCUAGAACUGUUACCUCACGGACACUAAUACAUAUCCCAAUGUUCCAUGGAAAUGGGUCUGUUAUGUUUUUUUUACUCCAUUGUGUCUCCUUUCAUGUUUGUAUCAUACUAAUCAUUAUCUAAAAUUAGCUGUCGCCAAAAUGACAAUGAACGAUGUCUUCAUGCAGAAGAACUACUUAAGAGUAGAACCUAUGCUAAGAUAUUGAAGCUUCAGGUAUUUUCACGUUUGAUGAGAUAGGGUACUAGUAACCAGUGAUUUUCUCUUAGAAGUACCUAGCUGGAGAACCACAGCACUUUUAUUUCUUCCUCUUUGCCAAAUGAAGUCUUCCCAGACCAAAUGGGGUAUCAUGUUAAAGCUGAUAUAUCUUCACACCAGUUUUUCCCCAGUGGAUAUAGUGGAUUGACUGACAUUGGAGAAAAAAAUAAAAUGGGGAACUGUUGCCUUUGGCAAGUAAAUAGAAGAUACCUUUCUGUGCUGAUUUCGUUUUUUGUACAGUGAGUACACUACUAGCUUACUCUUAGUAGUAUACAAAUACGUUAUAGCAAUAUGAUGGCAAGUGUGAUACCUUUAUUGGUACAAUACAAAGACUGUACUGGUCCAAACCAGCUGCCAAAUGGCUAAUCACUUUUAUAUUUCUUAUUUUACCUUUUAGUAGGCUUGGUGAAAUAUGUAUAUAUACACUCUGGUUGGUAUUUGCCACAGAUUACAAUUUGUUGACUGUAGCAAUACUACAGAUAGGCAAGGGGCUGAACUGCCUAGUUGUAAAUAUUGAGCUGUACUGGAGCAGCUGAGAGUUACUGGUUCAUCCCAGAGUGCGCUAGUUACCGCAUUUACCGUACUAUCAGGUUCUCGUUCACAAAACCGAAAAUCUUAUUUGUAAAUACUUGUACCGUAUUUAUUAAUACCUGGGUUGUGUUCUUAUACAGACAGGAAGAUUUGAGACUUGAUGAGAGGUAUAUUUAUAUGUACAUUGACUGUAAUAAUGUCCAUUUUAACAUCCUGUUAGUCAUGUUAGCAUUUUCUGCAUUGUUUACUGUAUUAUGUUAAAGCUGCAGAAUUAUAGUUCAUUUGUAAUAAUUUUAUUUAAGGCAUUUAUUUUAUAGCUGUAGAAUCUGUAUGAACACCAUGUGGUGAACAGCGUAAACAUUUGUGAUCAGUGUUUACUUCACUUUUAUUUUUAUGUCCUUUUAGUCGGCUUACCAUGAGGUGAAGCCUGCUGGGCUUUACUCCUGGUAGCCUACAAGGUGCGUAUACCAUUUGACGAUUCCUUUGGCACUCCAGCAAGCCUGAACCAGUUAGAGUGCCAAAUGUUGCCCAUCCUUGCCACGUGGUGACUCCAGCCUACAUUGAUUGUAGAUGUUCUGAACUCUAUCCCAUGAUGGAUCUGUUCCUUGUUAUCUCUCUUACCUCCCUGUACAUUUCUCCACAGCAGCAUCUGCAGUGCUUCUGUGAGGACAAUAAAAUGCCUUGAAAUCA
Hyla sarda is the source of this 4103-nucleotide messenger RNA. RefSeq names its product spire type actin nucleation factor 1 (gene SPIRE1). Gene Ontology annotation, molecular function: actin binding. The coding region runs from base 152 to 2371 and encodes 739 amino acids. Lineage: Eukaryota; Metazoa; Chordata; Amphibia; Anura; Hylidae. Gene Ontology annotation, cellular component: cytoplasmic vesicle membrane; cell cortex. Gene Ontology annotation, biological process: actin nucleation; intracellular transport; polar body extrusion after meiotic divisions. The transcript has 17 exons. The record is from RefSeq and is a predicted model, not a curated record.